AUGAUGAAACAAUGUGCUACUGUAGGUCGAGGAAAAGCAACAAUUGAGGUGGGGAUAUACAUCAACGCUAACUACACAAACAUCCUCAAGGAGAGUCAGAUCAGCACUGCCUCACAGAUUGUGAACUGGGUCAUCAACCGGUGGAAUAUCAUCAGACAAGUUUACCAGGAUACGGCUCGCAUUGGGACUGAAGUUGAUAUCAAGAUUAAACGUUUGGAGAUUUGGUCUAAAAAUCCAGAUUACUAUGGGAGUUCAAACGAGAGCCAGAGCAUAAAAUCCCACUUAAAGCUGUUCUGUGAGCAGUCACCAGAAGACGGUGUCGAUCACAAAAUGAUGUACACUUGGGAAACUAGGAAGAAAAUAGUGGGAAUCUCGUCUGUUGGAGGCGUCUGCCAUCCCAAGAAAAAGUGUUCCCUUGUGAUGCCUCAAAGAAAUGGAGUUCAGCGAGAACUGCAUGAGCUUGGUCACAAUCUUGGCCUCCUCCACGAUCCAAAGAUCGCCAACUGCACUUGGCCCUAUGGUUUCAUGGGCUGGGAACCCACUACAGAAUUCAAGGACUGUUAUCGGCCACUAUUUCUGGCAUCAUUGGC
Molecule: messenger RNA, 590 nt
Organism: Candidula unifasciata
Lineage: Eukaryota; Metazoa; Mollusca; Gastropoda; Stylommatophora; Geomitridae
Source: the annotation of a GenBank genome assembly